Magnusiomyces paraingens is the source of this 315-nucleotide messenger RNA. RefSeq lists its product as uncharacterized. Lineage: Eukaryota; Fungi; Ascomycota; Dipodascomycetes; Dipodascales; Dipodascaceae. The transcript has 2 exons. The coding region runs from base 1 to 315 and encodes 104 amino acids. The record is from RefSeq and is a predicted model, not a curated record.
AUGUCAUUCAUGAAACAGCAGGCCAUUCGAGACCUUAACUUUAUCUCCAGAAUUGACUCAACCCUGGCCUCCAAACGCAGGGCCCUUAUUCAGUGGCACCAUGAACAGGCCAUUGCAACCAACAAGGCUUCCAACUGUCCCCAACAAACAUGGUACAAGGGAACAUACCCAAACAAUAAAAUAGAAUUAGACAACGACAAGUUACUCCUUCAAAAAGCUAUGGAAGGCCCAAGACACAUCAUGUUUGGCACCAUCCAACUCAAAACAGGACAUGACAAAUUUGUCAAAUAUUUUGUGGAACACACCAAGAACUAA